CGAGCCCGGCCCCGAGCGAGGAGGCUGCGCUGCUCGCACCGCGCCAGGGCGGGAGCCGGGCCUGGGCCGCGGGCGGAAACCGGUCGGGGGCGCACGGGCGGAGGUGUGGGCCGCGGUGCGGGCUGCCGAGGAGCCGCGGGGAUGGCAGUCCAGGCGGCGCUCCUCAGCACGCAUCCAUUCGUCCCCUUCGGCUUCGGGGGCUCCCCGGAUGGGCUGGGGGGCGCCUUCGGAGCCCUGGACAAGGGCUGCUGUUUCGAGGACGAGGAAACCGGGACUCCGGCCGGAGCGCUGCUGGCGGGUGCCGAGGGCGGGGACGUGCGCGAGGCCACCCGCGACCUGCUCAGCUUCAUCGACUCGGCGUCCAGCAACAUCAAGCUGGCGUUGGACAAGCCGGGCAAGUCGAAGAGGAAGGUGAACCACCGCAAGUACCUGCAGAAGCAAAUCAAGCGCUGCAGCGGCCUCAUGGGCGCCGCGCCCCCCUGCCCGCCCUCCCCGGGCGCCACCGACACGCCCGCCAAACGGCCACUGGCCGCUGCCGGCGCCCAGACCGUCGCGGUCGCGACUCACGGCAAGGCGGCCCCCCGGCGGGAGGCGUCGCAAGCUGCGGCGGCCGCCAGCCUGCAAAGCCGGAGCUUGGCCGCGCUCUUCGACUCGCUGCGCCACGUCCCUGGGGGCGCCGAGUCGGCCGGGGCUGCGGUGGCGGCGACCGCGGGCGGCCUCGGCGGAGCUGGCGCUGGGGGAUCCGGAGGGGACGCGGCCGGCACCGCGGGAUGUCCGGUGGUCCCCGGUGCCAGGAAGGUCCCGCUGCGGGCCCGCAACCUGCCCCCGUCCUUCUUCACCGAGCCGUCCCGGGCGGUCAGCGGCGGAUGCGGCCCGUCGGGGCCCGGCGUGAGCUUGGGCGACUUGGAGAAGGGCGCCGAGGCAGUGGAAUUCUUCGAGCUGCUGGGGCCCGACUACUGCCAGGGUACCGAGGCGGGCGUCUUGCUGGCUGCGGAGCCUCUUGAUGUGUUCCCCACCGGAGCAGCGGUCGUGCGGGGAUCCCCAGAGCUGGAGCCCGGCCUCUUUGAGCCUCCGCCCGCAAUGGUGGGAAGUCUACUGUAUCCCGAGCCCUGGAGCGCUCCGGGCUGCCCAGCGCCCAAGAAGCCGCCCCUCGCUGCCCCUCGCGGCGGCUUGACCUUGAACGAGCCCUUGCGCCCUCUGUACCCCGCCGCCCCGGACUCUCCGGGCGGGGAGGACGGGCCUGGUCUUUUGGCCUCUUUCGCCCCUUUCUUCUCAGACUGCGCUUUGCCCCCGCCGCCGCCCCAACAGGUGUCCUACGAGUACAGCGCUGGCUACAGCCGCUCCGCGUACUCCAGCCUUUGGAGACCUGAUGGGGUUUGGGAAGGGGCGCCCGGAGAGGAGGAGGCGCCCCGGGACUGACUUCGAGGUACUCUUCUCUCCCAAUAAAAGACUGCUCUGGGGGACUCCUGCCUCUGGGUCUCUCCCAAGCCUAAAGAACGAUGGGAAAAUGCACAUGGAGUUGAAACGGGGUUUUAAAAAUUCAAUUAAUAAAAGAAACUUCGGAGAAAGAAAUGCAGAGAAGUUGGGGGUUGUUUUAAUCACAGCCUUGUGUGGUGUUUUUCUUUUUUUAAAGCAGUUGGUAGGUUCUUACCAAGAAACCACUUCGUCGUUUAGGGAAUAGGGUGGGAUGGCGAAAGGGACAGGAAGUGGCCUCUGUAGCCACCUGUUCCUUUCCCAACUUUUCAUCACAAGGCCAGUGUAUUUAGGGUAAUUGCCCCUUCCAAACGGUAUCCUGGACCUUCCCCUUCCCUCCCCUUGAGUGUGUUAUGAAUUAAAGCCUAUAUUGAAAAGAA
Molecule: messenger RNA, 1853 nt
Organism: Sus scrofa (pig)
Lineage: Eukaryota; Metazoa; Chordata; Mammalia; Artiodactyla; Suidae
Source: RefSeq, a predicted model, not a curated record